Tachysurus vachellii is the source of this 2650-nucleotide messenger RNA. It is a transcript of the gene glud1a, whose product is annotated as glutamate dehydrogenase 1a. The record is from RefSeq and is a predicted model, not a curated record. Lineage: Eukaryota; Metazoa; Chordata; Actinopteri; Siluriformes; Bagridae. Gene Ontology annotation, molecular function: L-glutamate dehydrogenase (NAD+) activity. Gene Ontology annotation, biological process: L-glutamate catabolic process. The coding region runs from base 169 to 1800 and encodes 543 amino acids. Gene Ontology annotation, cellular component: mitochondrion. The transcript is spliced from 13 exons.
UGAGGUGGAGAUUCAGCUCGCUUUGCUUUUUAACCAAAUUACCGAGACGUUUGUCAGUUCAGUGUUGAGCACAGAGACUGCAGCAGGACUGAACACUCUGCUCUGUAACACACCGAUACUCAACUUAGUCCAUUUUAACCGUAAUAACGUCCCUGUUCCAGUGUGAUCAUGUACCGGUACCUGGGAGAGCUCCUUACCCGGACUGGAGGCAGCGCUCUGGCCUCGGGACUCGGCGAUGCCUCUCUGCCGGCCUCGGCGUCUCUCAUGCGGCUGCGGCGCUACAGCGAAGCCGUGGGCAAAGAGGAAGACGACCCAAACUUUUUCCGCAUGGUGGAGGGUUUCUUCGACCGCGGCGCUGCUAUCGUCGAGGACAAACUCGUGGAAGACCUGAAGACCAGAGAGACACCCGAGCAGAAGAGGCACCGAGUCCGGGGGAUCCUGAAGAUCAUAAAGCCUUGUAACCACGUCCUGGCCGUGAAUUUCCCUCUGAAGCGAGACAACGGCGAGUGGGAGAUGAUCGAGGGCUACCGAGCCCAGCAUAGCCAGCACAGGACACCCUGUAAAGGAGGUAUCCGUUACAGCACAGAUGUGUGCGUCGAUGAAGUUAAAGCUUUAGCUUCGUUGAUGACGUACAAAUGUGCCGUCGUCGAUGUACCUUUUGGUGGAGCGAAAGCUGGGGUGAAGAUCAAUCCCAAGAAUUAUUCCGACAAUGAGCUGGAGAAAAUUACAAGACGUUUCACCAUUGAGCUGGCUAAGAAAGGAUUUAUUGGGCCAGGUAUUGAUGUUCCUGCUCCUGACAUGAGCACCGGCGAGAGGGAAAUGUCUUGGAUUGCUGACACGUAUGCCAACACCAUGGGUCACCAUGACAUCAACGCCCAUGCAUGUGUGACAGGGAAGCCCAUUAGCCAGGGCGGCAUCCAUGGGCGCAUCUCAGCCACCGGACGAGGAGUUUUCCACGGCAUCGAGAACUUUGCCAACGAAGCUGCCUUCAUGAGUCAGAUUGGUUUGACUCCAGGCGUUAGAGACAAGACCUUUGUUAUUCAGGGCUUUGGUAAUGUGGGACUGCACUCCAUGCGCUACAUGCACCGCUUUGGGGCGAAGUGUGUAGGAGUAGGGGAGUGGGACGGAAACAUCUGGAACCCUAACGGCAUCGACCCCAAGGAGCUGGAAGACUACAAGCUGGCAAACGGUACCAUUGUCGGCUUUCCUAAGGCUUCUCCCUACGAAGGCAGCAUCUUGGAGGCUGAAUGUGACAUUUUAAUUCCUGCUGCUAGUGAGAAGCAACUUACUAAGAUGAACGCCCGAAAGGUCAAGGCUAAGAUCGUUGCUGAGGGAGCCAACGGCCCCACCACCCCUGAAGCCGAUAAGAUAUUCCUUGAAAGGAAUAUUAUGGUGAUUCCUGACAUGUACCUGAACGCUGGUGGUGUGACUGUUUCCUACUUCGAGUGGCUGAAGAACCUGAACCAUGUCAGCUACGGCAGACUGACCUUCAAAUAUGAGCGAGACUCCAACUACCAUCUCCUCAUGUCUGUGCAGGAGAGUCUGGAGAGGAAGUUUGGAAAGCAUGGUGGCGCAAUCCCUGUGGUCCCAACCUCUGAAUUUCAGGCCAGGAUUUCUGGAGCGUCUGAGAAGGACAUCGUGCACUCUGGACUGGCCUACACCAUGGAGCGCUCUGCCAGGCAAAUUAUGCGCACAGCCAACAAGUACAACCUGGGGCUGGACCUGCGGACCGCGGCCUAUGUCAACGCCAUCGAGAAAGUCUUUAAAGUGUACCAUGAGGCUGGCCUCACUUUCACUUAGACACCCAAACGGAUCUGUCUGCAUGUCUGUCUGUCCAUCUCUACAGACACUCCGCAUCUUCACUGCCUCCUCCCCAUCCAAUAUUUUUCAGUUUACAUUUAACAUUCGUAUAUAAAAUGUUUGUAUCAAUAUGCCAUAUGUAUCCUAUGGCUUUAAGUUUCCUUCCCUCACAGCUUUUAUUCACUCCAUAGCACAAAAGCUCUGUUAUUCUUUCAACACCUACUGUAGUCAUGUCUGUCUACUCUGAGAGUAAUAUCUUGCCCGAAAAAUGCCAAAGAGGAUGUUAUUUAUACUGUAUAAUGCACAUUUUCUCUUAAUCCCUGCUGUGUUCUUUUCAGGGAAGUUAUAAGUCCAGCUCAACAAGUCAUAUGCAAAAAUCCGUCCAGCCUUAAUAUUGCACAUUGUACAGCAAUUUUUUUAAGGGACAUUUUCUCUUUAAACCUACCAAUGGCUUGCAAAGGUCAAUAAUGAAGGCAAUGCACGGAAAAUUAUCUCAGGCUUUUAUAUGUUAUCAAACCGCACAGAUGUGUAUUUAUCUGUUAUUGCACUUGGUUUAGGCUUUUAUUAUUAAAAAAUAUAUAUAUGGUGCUCUUUUUUUUGCCUAAUAUUCAACUGUUACUUUAUCGCCAAAUGCUUCCAUGGUGAAAGGUAUGAUUCGUGUCUUAAUGGUAAACAUGCAGAAUGUAUGCAUCUAGUAUAUAUAAAGGUAAGGGAUUGUGUUUGGGAACAAAUGGUUUAUUUUCUUAAAAAUAUGAGCAUUGAAUAUGAUACAAAGUGACUUUGGAUCUUUUUGGGAGGAGAGUUUUUAAAGCUUUGUUUAGAUAAAAUAUAAUAAAAUGUAUAGACGGUG